CGAAGUUGUCUCUCCGAGUGUGCAGGGCGUAAAAUGUCUGGUGUGUGGAUAUUUGACAAGAAGGGUGUGGCUCGCUUGAUAUCCAAUCCAACCAGAGAAUCCUUCGAGCAAAAAGAUCCAACUUAUUAUCCUGGAACGUCCACCGCACCAGGGGCUCGACCCCGGGUCCUGGUCUACCUCCCAACCAACCAAGUGAUCCGCUCCUACUCCGAGCUCGAGCAGCGUCUGUCUGAGCUUGGUUGGACUCGCUACUACAACUUCAGCCAACCUGACCUUCUUCAAUUCCACAAAUCAGAAAACUCAACUCACCUCAUUUCCCUCCCAAGAAAUUUCGCCAACUUUAGGUCCUUACAUAUGUUCGACAUUGUCGUCAAGAACAGGUCUUUCUUUGAAGCACGUGAACCCUCGGUUAGAAGACAUUGUGCCUGAUGCAUGACAUCAAACACUAGUAUACAGAAACAUCCGAUGUUGGUUAAUUUUCAACCGACUCUAUAGCCAGGCAAAGUGGUUUCUCUGGCGAAAUACUGCAAGCAUGGCUGACUGGAAUCAAUCUGUACGAGAUUCCUAUUUACAUUUUAGGGAAAAGAAAAAAAGGAAGAGGAGAUAUUGAUUCUUUGUUAACUGUUUUAGUAUACAAAAUCUUGUGCCAUGUGCCUUCUCAAAUAUAUAUUCUCUAGCUAAUAUAUAGGUCCGAUUCCAAUGAAAUGAGAUACUUCUUUCUGUUUGGUUGCAACUUUGAACAAAAAGUUUUUCAUGUUAAGUGGUUAUCAUGACUGAUGCUUGGUUCUAGUUUUGCGUUAUUUUUGUUUGUUCAACCUUUCUUUGAUCUGAUUCGUUCUGCUUUCUCAUUUCCAAUAGGCUUCAGUAAUUCUAAUUUUUUUGUGGAACAAAAGCCAAAGCUCA
Messenger RNA from Durio zibethinus, 903 nucleotides. The record is from RefSeq and is a predicted model, not a curated record. NCBI's taxonomy places the organism in Eukaryota, Viridiplantae, Streptophyta, Magnoliopsida, Malvales, Malvaceae.